UGCGCGUAGUACACAAACGGCCUAAGUACCAUCUCUUGGCGAAUUUAUUUCAACACAACAAAAAAGCUGUGAGACCGGACACUGUCGCCAUUAAUCCCGGGGCAGUCCCUCUCUCUCAGCCCCACAAUCCGUACACGGGCCCCGGGGAGCUUCCGGCUGCUGAGGGAAUGGGAACCGAUGGAUCUCUCAGACAGAGCUGAGCUCCAGCUAUCUAAAUGCAAGGAUUAGGAACUCGGAGAAAGGAACAAAAUCUUUUACAUCUCCAGUUGAGAAAAUCGCCUUUGUUCUACCUCCAAUCACAAACUCGAGGAAAUCUACAGAUGCUGGAAAUCCUAGUGGUUAAAAAUGACAAGGAAUUUGUCUACGGGAAUCUAGAACACAGCACACAGUUUUUGCUGUCUCUGUCCAGAUAUUUAAGAAGUGGAGCAAGGGAUUCACUCGAUCAUCCUUCCUACUCGGACUGUGGGGAGGGAUUCACUUGAUCAUCUGACUGAUUGGCAGGCCCGUCAUUUUACUCAGGAGGGUACCCAUUCAUCUGCUCAAACAGUGGGAAUGGAUUCACUCGGUAAUCUCAACUGAAGGCACAUCAGCAAAUUCACACUCAGCAAGGCCAUUCACCUGUUCUGUGAGUGAGAAGGGAUUCAGUCAGUCUUCCCACCUGUGAAUACACCAGUCACUUCACACCGGGCAGAGGUUGGUCAUCUGCUGAAUUUGUGGGGAAGGAUUCACUCGGUCAUCUGACCUAAUGGCUCACCAGCGAGUUCACACCGGGGAGCGGCCGUUCACCUGCUCGGACUGUGGGAAGGGAUUCACUUGCUCAUCCCAACUGAAGGUACAUCAGAGAGUUCACACUGGAGAGAGGCCGUUCACCUGCUCAGACUGUGGGAAAGGAUUCACUCAGUCAUCUGACCUACUGGCACACCAGUCAGUUCACACUGGGGAGUGGCCGUUCAUCUGCUCAGACUGUGGGAAGGGAUUCACUCGGUCAUCUCAACUGAAGGUACAUCAGAGAGUUCACACUGGGGAGAGGCCGUUCACCUGUUUGGACUGCGGUAAGGGAUUCACUCGGUCAUCUCAACUGAAGGUACAUCAGAGAGUUCACACCGGGGAGAGGCCAUUCACCUGCUCAGACUGCGGGAAGGGAUUCACUCGGUCAUCCGACCUACUGGCACACCAGUCAGUUCACACUGGGGAGUGGCCGUUCACCUGCUCAGACUGUGGGAUGGGAUUCCCUCGGUCAUCUGUACUGAAGGUACAUCAGAGAGUUCACACUGGGGAGAGGCCGUUCACUUGCUCAGACUGUGGGAAGGGGUUCACUCGGUCAUCUAAACUGAAGGAACAUCAGAGAUUUCACACUGGAAUAUGGCCGUUCAUCUGCUCAGUGUGUGGGAAGGGAUUCACUUGCUCAUCUAAACUGAAGGUACAUCAGCAAGUUCACACUGGAGAGAGGCCAUUCACCUGCUCAGAGUGUGGGAAGGGAUUCACUCAGUCAUCUGACCUACUGGUACACCAGUCAGUUCACACUGGGGAGAGGCCGUUCACCUGCUCAGACUGUGGGAAGGGAUUUACUACAUCAUCUCACGUAAUGAGACACCAGUCAGUUCACACUGCAGAGAAGCCAUUCACCUGCUCAGACUGUGGGAAGGGAUUUACUCAGUCAUCUAAACUGAAGGUACAUCAGCGAGUUCACACUGGAGAGAGGCCAUUCAUCUGCUUAGACUGUAGGAAAGGAUUCACUCAGUCAUCCCACCUACAAGCACACCGGUCAGUUCACAUUGGGGAGCGGCCAUUCAUCUGCUCAGACUGUGGGAAGGGAUUCACUCGCUCAUCUCAACUACAGAGACACCAGCGAAUUCACACUGGGUAGAGGCCGAUCACCUGCUCAGACUUUGGGAAGAGUUUCUCUCAGCCAAAUCAACCAAAUGUUCAUCUUUGAGUUCACACUGGGGAGAGGCCGUUCAACUGUUCUGAAUGUGGGAAGCAAUUCACUCAUUCAUCUAAACUUCAUCUAAACUCUUGCUUCAGCUAGCUGCUUAACAAGUUGAACAGGAUAGGUUUUUAUUCUUUGGAGCGUAGAAGGUUGAGGGGGGACUUGAUAGAGGUAUUUGAAAUUAUGAGGGGGAUAGAUAAAGUUGACAUGGAUAGGCUUUUUCCAUUGAGAUUAGGGGAGAUUCAAACAAGAGGACAUAAGUUGAGAGUUAAGGGGCAAAAGAUUAGGGGUAACACAAGGGGCAACUUCUUUACUCAAAAAGUGGUAGCUGGCAGCUGUGUGGAACAAGCUUCCAGUAGAAGUGGUAGAGGCAGGUUCAAUUUUGUCAUUUAAAAAAAAUUAUAUAGGUAUAUGGACAGGAAAGGAAUGGAGGGUUGUGGGCUGAGUGCACGUAGGUGGGACUAGGCGAGAGUAAGUGUUUGGCAUGGACUACAAAGGCCAAUAUGGCCUGUUUCCGUGCUGUAAUUGUUAUAUGGUUAAUAUAGGGGGUGAUAGCCCAGCCCAACCAAACUUAAGAAAUCUCGUUUGGGUGGAUGCUGAGCGAUGUGUCCCCUGUUACAAAUCAGUAACUUGAAGUAACAAAGAGUACACAAUAUGCGAUUAAAUGAUUGAGCUUUAUAUUUCUUAUUUUGACUAUAGGGUUUGUGAAGUAAAGUAAAAAAAAGAAAAAUGGCCCACUCUCUCCAUUCAUGUCUUCUCAUCUCUCACCAGCAAAAAUGAAAAACAUCUCAUUUUUACUAUGUACUGCACCAGCAGUUAUGGUUGAAAUGACAAUAAAAGUUGACUUGACUUGAAAAAUUUCUCUUCCAGACUCACAAGAAAGAACAUUUCUGUCAUUGGAUAGUCCUGCACUCCAAAUCCCUAUUAUCUCUUGUUGUAACCAAAGCAUUGCUGCUACAGAGAAACCAUUACCUCAGCAGUGAAACGUUGUAGAGAGGCCAUUACAUUAGCAGUGAAGCUUUACAGCUUGUAAUACUUAUGACACUCUACCGGGAUCACACUGGGAAGGAAGUUUCAAUAAGUUGCAUGCUGGAUAUUUGUCCAUCACUGUUGCUGAAUGCAAUUUCGGGAGUGACUGUCGGGGCUGAACUCUGCAAUUAUUGCUGCUGCUCACCACACCCAGUUCUGCACCCUGGUCACUUGGCAUGGGAGGAGUUUCUUCUGCUGUAUAUUCACCUUUAAUGGGACUGGAGUUUAAUACUCUGGACCUGAGACAAAUAAAUCAGUUCUUUUUUAACCUCUGUCUCUGGUACUUGGUGAAUUUAGAACACACCAAGUGUACAGUAGAGAGUCAACUCAGGCCGGCUGGACCCUGCCAGUGAUUCAGUUCCAUGAUGGUCCUCCUAAAUCCUCCCCUGUUGUUCCCCUCUCACUCUCCCUGUGGUGAUAGGUUCCAAACAGACACCACUCUGUGGGUGAAGAGAUUUCCCUUGAAUUCUCUGCAGACUGAAGAAGUCAAGCUGACUGCAGUUCUGUCUGAGAUGUUCUUCACCCCUCAAAUCUCUGGGCUGAUGGAGAAUGACACUGGGAGUUAACCUCCUUAUUCAGAGCUCAUUUCCACUUCAUGGGUCAUUUUCCCUGCUCUUAAAGGGUUGCUGAAAACACCACUGUCCUCUACAGAGUGAAAGUAGAAUGGGAAACCAUUAGUUGGAUGUUCAAUGGAGCAGGGUCAGAAACCAGAGGCACGUCUACACAGGGCAGUGUUUGGGCUCUGGAUGAUGGUCGGGGUAAGAACGUAUGAUGAGGAGAAGGGAAUCAGCAGUGGGGCGUGACUGAGUAGCAACAUUGGGAAACUGAUUGACAGAGAAAAUAAUUAUGUUGUCUGACUGAUGACACAAACAAUGCCUGUGAUGCUGUGCUCCACUGGUCAAGGAACGUGUGUAUUGGGAAUAGUUACAUCUAUUGAGGGAGUUGUUCCUACUUGUAUAUCCUGUUAUAUUAUAUCUGGAUGGUUAUUAUGGAUUGUCCUAUCUGAAAUAAUGUAUUGAUUAUCAUAUAAUUUGUAAGAUUUUGUUUCUGAAACUGGAUCAGGCUUGAAUUUCUGGUGUCUUUACGAAGUGAUGGAGGACAUUAAUCAGUUUGUAUUUUAAAGCAAGAUUUUGGUGAAUGAUAUUUGCCACUUGAUCGUACCUGUGUAAGUAAUCAGAUUGAGUUAAACUGUUGCAGGAUCCUGGAAUGUGUUGGAUUGUGUCUGGUUUCUCUUGUCAUUUUCUGCAUUUAUAACCAUAUAAUAAUUACAGCAUGGAAACAGGCCAUUUCGGCACUUCUAGUUGGUGCUGAAUGCUUACUCUCACAUUUAUUGUUUGUUUGCAAUUUAUAUGUAUUUAUGACUUUUCUUACUUUUUGUUAACCACCUUGUCCUGUAUUUAUGCAAGGAACCCCUCUGUUUCUGGGAAGAGGUCUCCAACUCUCUAUCAGGUGCUUGAUGCUUCCUUGUCACCAUCUUGUCUGCUCAGAUCAUUGGGAUGUCUCCCAUGGAGGGUCAUACUCAUUCCGCUAGUUAAUGUUUUCUUCCAUAAUGAUGAUUUAUUUUUCUGAGUUGGCUGUUCAUUUAAGUUUUCUGGUCUGUAUUUCUUAUCACGAUUGCAUAUACACACAUGGAGUGCUGAAUCCUGUUGAUUUUUGAUGAAAAUAUAUACAUAACCAGAGACACCACACACCCCAGCCACUCCCUGUUUGACCCACUUCCGUCCAGCAAAAGGUUCAGGACACUAAAAACCAGAACUUACAGACUGAGGAACAGCUUCUACCCCAGGGCUGUGGCCUCCAUCACACCACUCCCACAGAGCAAUGACUGAAACUGUGAGCACGCACAAGGACUCAAAUACUUGCACUAAUGGCACUUUGUGCAUUACUGUGGCAUUCUGGUGCUGCUGUAACUUAUUUUAUGCUACUUAUCUAUUUAAUGCCAUUUUUCUAUUAGUCUUGUUUUUAUCUACUGCUUUGUUUGAUUGCCUGAGAGGAAGCCAAACAGAGUUUUAUUGUACCUAUGUAUAAUGACAAUAAAGAUCAUUCCAUUCCAUUCCAUUCCAGUCCUUUCCAUUCAAUUCAAUUAGAAGUUUUAUCUGUUGUGUGAUUUUAAUUUUCAUGUGUGUUAUUUCUGUUCCUCAUUCUGUCCAAUGUAGUGUUAAUCUAAGUGGGUUUGAGUGUAAAUAGUCUUUUCUAAAGUUUUCUAAUGUUCUUAUUUGUCUUUGCAAAUUUUACUGAUUGAAAUGGGACCAAGAUACAUUUUUUAAAAAAGUCAAUGUCGGUAUUGAUUAAAGUGUUUAUUGCCAUUGUUAAGCUCUGUCUGGCAAGGAUUUUUUAAGCCUUGAACUAAAUUUUGUCAAAAGUUUUCCCUAUUUUGGAAUACUUUUUAUUUUCUUUGCUUUUUGAUAUUCCAGAUACCCAAUGAAGGGUGUUGAGUCCCAAUGAAGGGUGUUGGCCCGGAAUGUCGAUUUCCAUCCAUAAAUGCUGCUUGACAAGCUGAGCUCCUCCAGCAGUUUGUAUGUAGUUCUCUAGACUUCUAGAAUCUGCAGGUCUUCUAGUUUGCCAGAUACUUAUGUUUCUUGAAAGAACAAGCUGGUAGUGGGGUUGUGUGGCUCUGUUGGUAAAAUAUAAAAUAAAAUCAUUAGAGGUGACAUAGGGUUGCAAGGUCUAGAAUCUGCAGAUAGAAUUAAGGAACGGCAAAUAUAAAAACAAUCUCUGAUGUCAAUUGUAUAGUGUUAUGUACCCACGGGUAUCUUGUCCCUGUCACAUGACCAUGAUGUAGUUGUGGCUAUGCUGGGCAUGAUGUAAUGGUCUUGUGAUGGUGGAGUGACUUAAUUUACCCACCAGUGAGAGGUCAUGUGAUAGUUUUUUUCAACAGGGUAUAAAAGGAGAACCCCUCCCUGUGACGGGGGGCAGUUCAUGGUUGAAUUUGCCAGUGACUGUUUUGCUCCAUAUUCGAUGUUAUGACGCAGUUUUGUUUUAAAGUGGAGUUUUACUUUCUGCCUUAAGUCUCAACGGUUAUUGCUGGCAGAUUUGCUACAAUACUGCCAGUUAAAGUCCAGUUGGAGAGUGAAGAUUCAUCGAAGUUCGGGAAGCUGAAAGAUCGAGGAAAGGUGAUGUUGGCAGUGAAACAGAUUCAACCUUUAUUUAAUCUUCAUACAAAAAAAUCAGUAACUUGUAUCCAUGAUAAUUCCUUCUUUGCAAAAGGGCAGAGAGUUGGAUGCAGAGUUUUGCCAAGGAAAGGUCAGUACCUUUAAGCUGUUUUAUUUCCUUCAAUCGUAAAUCCCUCGGCAAAGCAUACUUCAGCUGGGAUCAGCAGUAAAAUUGCAAAAGAGGAUUUAAUUACUGCAAGAAAUGUCUCUCCCUUAACUGAUGUAAAUCAUUUUGGACUUUUUGCAAUACUACUUUAAAGAACUGAGUUUGCAUUUCUCACUUUAAGAACUGUCCGAGCUGCUGUAUCACAGCUGACUUCCGGUUAAGUUAGUCGUUUGUUUACUUUUGGGGUAUUU
This is a messenger RNA of Hypanus sabinus (Atlantic stingray), 6468 nucleotides long. Its product is annotated as zinc finger protein 229-like. The coding region runs from base 746 to 1867 and encodes 373 amino acids. The transcript has 2 exons. Gene Ontology annotation, molecular function: RNA polymerase II cis-regulatory region sequence-specific DNA binding; DNA-binding transcription activator activity, RNA polymerase II-specific. Gene Ontology annotation, biological process: regulation of transcription by RNA polymerase II. Gene Ontology annotation, cellular component: nucleus. NCBI's taxonomy places the organism in Eukaryota, Metazoa, Chordata, Chondrichthyes, Myliobatiformes, Dasyatidae. The record is from RefSeq and is a predicted model, not a curated record.